AUGUUGGAGGCGGAGGGCCAGAGCCAUGGUUUUGAAGGCCGGAUUCCAAGCGGCAGCGGGGCCAACUCCGUUGGGCAAAUGCUGGAAGUACGGCCGGGGCUGUAUCUGGGUGGGGCGGCGGCGGUCGCGGAGCCGGACCACCUGAGAGAGGCCGGCAUCACCGCCGUGCUGACGGUGGACUCGGAACCAGGUUUCAAGGCGGGGGCCGGGUUCGAGGGUCUAUGGAGCCUGUUUGUGCCAGCGCUGGACAAGCCCGAGACCGACUUGCUUAGCCACCUGGAUCGCUGCGUGGCUUUCAUCGGCCAGGCCCGCGACGAGGGCCGCGCCGUGUUGGUGCACUGUCAUGCAGGAGUCAGUCGAAGUGUCGCUGUAGUGACUGCUUUCAUGAUGAAGACUGACAAACUUACCUUUGAAAAAGCCUAUGAAAACCUUCAGACUAUCAAACCAGAUGUUAAGAUGAAUGAAGGAUUUGAAUGGCAACUGAAAUUGUAUCAGGCAAUGGGAUAUGAAGUGGAUACCUCCAGUGCAGUUUAUAAGCAGUAUCGUUUACAAAAGGUUACAGAGAAGUAUCCAGAAUUGCAGAAUUUACCUCAAGAACUUUUUGCUGUUGACCCAACAACCAUUUCACAAGGAUCAAAAGAUGAAGUUCUCUACAAAUGUAGAAAGUGCAGGCGAUCUUUGUUUCGACGUUCUAGUAUUUUGGAUCAUAAUGAAGGAAGUGGGCCUAUAGCCUUUGCCCACAAGAGAAUGACACCAUCUUUCAUGCUUACCACAGGGAGUCAGGCUCAAUGUACAUCUUAUUUCAUUGAACCUGUACAGUGGAUGGAAUCUACUUUGUUGGGAGUGAUAGAUGGACAGCUGCUUUGUCCAAAAUGCAGUGCCAAGUUGGGUUCCUUCAAUUGGUAUGGUGAACAGUGCUCGUGUGGUAGAUGGAUAACACCUGCUUUUCAAAUACAUAAGAAUAGAGUGGAUGAAAUGAAAAUGCUGCCAGUUUUGGGAUCACAAACAAGAAAAUUAUGAACUUGUGAUGUUUGGUAGCUUGGAAAGAAGCCCGUUGAUGAUGUGGGCUACCCUGGCUUGUUAUUUAUUAUUCAUGACAAGAGUGUAGUUUUUAGGCCAACAUUUCAUUUGAAAUGUGACAGGAUAAAAUCAUUUGAUGUAACAUGGAAGUUAUGCUUUAUUAGUUUAAUACAUGAUGUAAAUAGAGUAUUUACGUGGCAAUCAAAAGCUUUUUAAUCAUGUACAUUUGAGUUGAUAUUAAAACCUUUUA
Messenger RNA from Castor canadensis (American beaver), 1270 nucleotides. RefSeq names its product dual specificity phosphatase 12 (gene Dusp12). Lineage: Eukaryota; Metazoa; Chordata; Mammalia; Rodentia; Castoridae. Gene Ontology annotation, cellular component: nucleus. Gene Ontology annotation, biological process: protein dephosphorylation. Gene Ontology annotation, molecular function: protein tyrosine/serine/threonine phosphatase activity. The record is from RefSeq and is a predicted model, not a curated record.